Cordyceps fumosorosea ARSEF 2679 is the source of this 1794-nucleotide messenger RNA. RefSeq names its product Zn(2)-C6 fungal-type DNA-binding domain protein. Gene Ontology annotation, cellular component: nucleus. The record is from RefSeq and is a predicted model, not a curated record. The transcript has a single exon. Gene Ontology annotation, molecular function: zinc ion binding; DNA-binding transcription factor activity, RNA polymerase II-specific; transcription cis-regulatory region binding. NCBI's taxonomy places the organism in Eukaryota, Fungi, Ascomycota, Sordariomycetes, Hypocreales, Cordycipitaceae. Gene Ontology annotation, biological process: regulation of DNA-templated transcription. Bases 1 to 1794 code for a protein of 597 amino acids.
AUGUACGCCCGGGCACCGCCCUUAUCAUCGGCCACCGAAGCUCAACUCGCCGCUCAGCAACAGCAUGGCGCUGCCGCGAUACCUACAGCGGCAUCAGAAGAAGCUGUAUCAGCACCACCGCCGCCGCCACCGAACCACCAGUGGCGGCAGCCGCCUCCGCCUCCAGAGAUGCCUGUCCAGUCGCCCUGGCGGCGCUCAGCUUGCGACCGCUGUCGCGCUCAAAAGCUGAGGUGUCUGCGCUCCAAGGAGGACGACACCUCGAUACCUUGCACGCGUUGCCUCCGCGUCCGGCAUCCAUGCUUUACCAGCUCAGCCAAGCCGCCUGGGAGGAGCUCUGGGAGGCUACCACCGGCGUCAGAGCUGACCGCGGCUGCGAGCAGAUCAGCUGGUAACAAGAGGGCGGCCCGACAGCGGGCAAGCGAGCGUGUCUCCCCUGUUGCCCCAGGCCAGCAAUCGCCCAUGUCGAUGGAAUGGCCCUUGUUAUACCAAGAAGGGGACCAAAGCGAAGAGGCUGCGGUCUUUGAAGAGGGCGUCAUGAACAUGAUCUCCUUCGAUGAGAACCAGCCCAUCGACUUCUUCAGAUAUCUAGCCUCGAUGCCACCCUGCAUUUCGGCUUCGCCGCCUUAUGGGUUCGACCUUGUACGGGAAGGGCUGGACCACGAGCAUGAGGAUGCCAUGGAUCUGGUCCAGGAAGACCAAAUUCCCAUGGCGUCUCUGGCCCCAGCUCCGCCGAUCCAGCACUGCCGGGGCGUCCUGCUGGCGCGGCUCUUAGAAUCUCUGUCGACGCAGCUGGUGCAGCUCAAUUCGGAAUCCUGGGACCUCGGAGUUUUGAGCGUGACGAGCUCGACCGUGGACUCUGGCGAGGUAGACGUUGCUGCCGCAGAGGCGCUCGCUCGCGACGUGCCAGUAUUCAACCCGCUGUUAUCCAUCCUCGUCAGCACGAGCAAGUUCCUAGAUAUCUGCAAACUAUUCGUGGCACCCGAGGCCAGCGGCGGAGCCGGCGAAGCAUCCGCGGCGACAAGUGCGGCUGCGGAGGUAGUAACUCAGGCGGUUCCGAGGGCACGGUUGUUCUCCACGCACGAGAUCGGCGACAGCCGACCGUCGUUUUCAUCUCCAUCCUCUCUUUCUGGCUCGACCCGGGUUGCGUCCUCGUCCUCGUCGUCGCCACCAAAAGGGACCGAGUCGUGUUCCUCCUCGCCGAGGAUGCCGACCGGCCAAGUGGCCAUCACCGCCUCCCAGCUGCUGACGCUGGUCUCAUGCUACCUGCAAGUAGUCACCAUCUACAACGACAUAUUCUCCCAUCUCCUCGCCCAGCUUGCCCAGCCGCAACCGCCACCGCCAUCAUCGUCGUCUACACAGCACCAGGUGAGCGCCGUCCCCGUUCCUUCCGGCGCAAACGCAAACGCAUCUACCUUCGGUGGCACGCUGAUGACGCCCAGCCUGGUGCUUGCCGGGUUUUCCGUGCCGUUGAGCUCGAGCCUGCGGAUGCGGCUGCUGGUAGAGGUAGUGGAGCACCAGUUCGAGCAGAUCGAACACACCUUGGGCCUGCCCGGCCCGUACCGCGUGUCGACCGCGAGUCACCCCGGGCCACAGAGUCAGCAGCGGAAAAACGGCACUGAUGGUGGCGGCGGGCUCCUCGCCAGACGGGAGGCGCCGACGCUACUUGACGCCGUAAUUGGGCUGUCGAGCAAGGUGGACGAUGCUGACAGCAACGACUGUGGCGGGAUCGGGGUCGUCGCGUCGCUCCGAGAAAAUCUGCGAAAGGCACAGCGAGUGCGGAGAGGUGGGGGUUAG